AUGGAGUCCAGCAAACCCAAACGGAAACCUAACUGGACCGAAGACGAAACGUUAAGCUUAGUUCGUUUGGUGGACGAAAGGAAAGACAUAAUAAGAGGUAAAUUUGGAGCAGGCGUGACAAGCAAGAAGAAGAAGGAAGCAUGGUUGGCAGUCACCGAAGAAAUAAACGCCGCAUUCCCUUCUGUGCUACGAACAUCGGAAGACUGUGAGAAACGGUGGUAUAACGUCCAGUGUAGAUCACGAAAAGAAAUUUCUACGCAAAAGACACUCAUGCAAGGCACAGGAGGCGGUCCCGUGAUGAACCUGAGUGGUAUUGCUGAAGCGGUUUACGAUGUUUUGGGGCAUUCCAAUGUUUCCAUAAGUGGGGUUGACGGUGGCCUUGAUUCGUCAUUGAUUCAGGUCUUUGAUUUAGGCACAAGGUCACGUCAUGUCAAAGGUCAUAACUGUAAACACAAUAGGAUGAAUACAUACAUUGCAGUAUCAUUUAGUCUCAUGCCGGCCACUUUUGUGGUUGCUUCUUUAAUAUAG
This is a messenger RNA of Gigantopelta aegis, 528 nucleotides long. RefSeq lists its product as uncharacterized. The record is from RefSeq and is a predicted model, not a curated record. The coding region runs from base 1 to 528 and encodes 175 amino acids. The transcript has 3 exons. Gene Ontology annotation, cellular component: nucleus. NCBI's taxonomy places the organism in Eukaryota, Metazoa, Mollusca, Gastropoda, Neomphalida, Peltospiridae.